This is a messenger RNA of Manihot esculenta (cassava), 2592 nucleotides long. Its product is annotated as 65-kDa microtubule-associated protein 6. Bases 304 to 2112 code for a protein of 602 amino acids. The transcript has 13 exons. NCBI's taxonomy places the organism in Eukaryota, Viridiplantae, Streptophyta, Magnoliopsida, Malpighiales, Euphorbiaceae. Gene Ontology annotation, cellular component: cytoplasm; spindle. The record is from RefSeq and is a predicted model, not a curated record. Gene Ontology annotation, biological process: microtubule cytoskeleton organization. Gene Ontology annotation, molecular function: microtubule binding.
CCUUUUUUUUAUUGCCAAUUAUUAUCUUUUUUUUAUUAUUAUUAUUAUUGCUUGAAUAGCUUUACCCUCUUAAGAUCCUUUUGGUGUCUUGCUUUUCUUUUUCCUUUUUUAAAAAAUUAUAGUUUUGGGAAGAAAAUUUAAAGAAUUGAGAGAGGAGAGAGGUUGGUGUUAUUUGAGGUUCAGAUCUGAGGAAGCAAAGUCUUGAGCUCUGUUUUGAGAGAAGCUGUAGUUGCAUUUCUCUCUUAAAAAUUAUUGGAAAGGGAGAGUCUAUACACAGAAAGUGAGAAAGAGAGAAAGGGGCUGAUGGAAAUGCUUGCUAUUGGGAGUCCUACAAUCAGUUUGCGUACAAGCACUAGUUGCAAUGCUUUACUCAGAGAGCUUCAGCAAAUUUGGAAUGACAUUGGUGAGAGUGAAGCAGAUAAGGACCGCAUGCUGUUGGAGUUGGAGAGAGAAUGCUUGGAAGUUUAUAGGAGAAAGGUUGAGGAAGCUGCCAAUGCCAAAGCACGCCUUAAUCAAUCAGUUGCAGCCAAGGAAGCUGAACUUGCAACACUCAUGGCUACCCUUGGGGAACUUAAUAUUCACUCACUGACUCAGACAGAGAAGAAGGCGCCAUCAUUGAAAGAGAAACUUGCAUCUGUUACUCCAUUGGUGGAAGAUCUGAGGACAAAAAAAGAGGAAAGGAUGAAGCAAUUUGCAGAUAUAAAGGCACAAAUUGAAAAGAUCAGUGGGGAAAUUUCUGGAUACAACACUCUCAACAAUUCUUUGAUGAGUUCUUUAACUCUAGAAGAGCAAGAUUUGACGCUAAGAAAGCUUAAUGAAUAUCAAACGCAUCUCCGCACCCUUCAAAAGGAGAAGUCUGAUCGUCUCCAUAAGGUCUUUGACUAUGUGAAUGAGGUGCAUUCUCUUUGUGGUGUGCUUGGGUUGGAUUUUGGCAAGACUGUUAGUGAUGUGCAUCCAAGUUUGCAUGAAGGAAACCAAGAACAAUCCACUAAUAUAAGCAAUAGCACUCUGGAAGGUCUAGAACAAGCCAUUGUCAGGUUGAAGUUAGAAAGAAAAGCUCGAAUCCAGAAGUUGAAAGAUAUUGUGGCAUCAUUAUUUGAACUUUGGAAUUUGAUGGACUCACCAAAGGAAGAGAAAAAUACCUUCUCAAGAAUCACUUCUAUCCUUGCGUCAUCGGAAUCUGAAAUCAUUGAACCAGGUGUUCUCUCCACAGAGAUGAUUGAACAGGCAUCAGCAGAGGUGGAGAGGCUUACUAAAUUGAAAGCAAGUAGAAUGAAAGAACUUGUUAUGAAAAGGAGAUCAGAGUUGGAGGAGAUAUGCAAAAUGACUCAUAUUGAACCUGAUACAAGUACUGCUGCUGAGAAAUCCAAUGCAUUGAUAGAUUCUGGUUUGGUAGAUCCUUCUGAACUUCUGGCAAACAUUGAAGCCCAGAUAGUUAAAGCUAAAGAAGAAGCUAUGAGCAGAAAAGAAGUCAUGGAUAGGAUUGACCGAUGGCUUUCAGCUUGUGAGGAGGAAAAUUGGCUUGAAGAGUAUAAUCUAGACAGCAACCGGUACAACGCUGGGAGAGGUGCUCACAUUAACCUUAAACGUGCAGAACGAGCUCGAGUUACUAUUAGCAAAAUUCCAGCAAUGGUCGAUAAUCUGAUAAAUAAAACUCUUGCAUGGGAAGAUGAAAAAAAGGUGUCUUUUCUCUAUGAUGGGGUAAGGUUAGUGUCAAUAUUGCAGGAUUACAAACUGGCCAGACAACAGAGAGAAGAGGAGAAAAAGAGAUGCAGGGACCAGAAGAAACUCCAAGAUCUGCUGCUUACAGAGAAGGAAGCCAUGUAUGGUUCUAAACCCAGUCCACGAAGAACUAAUAGCUUUAGGAAACCAAAUGGUUAUCGUGCAAAUGGGAAUGGCUCCAUGACUCCCACACCUCGUCGGAAUUCAGUUGGUGGUGCAACUCCAGAACUCCUCACCCCUCGAUCUUAUUCUGGACGUCAAAAUGGAUACUUCAAGGAAAUGAGAAGGUUGUCUACUGCACCACUGAACUUUGUGGCCAUAUCAAAGGAAGAUACGAUGUCAUUUGCCUCUGUUUGUGAUUCUGAGCCGGGCUCUCCUCCUCAUUGUUGAGUUAAAAGUGUGAAUGGUGUCAGUAUAGAAGUUCAGGGAUUUGACACUUCAAUUUAAAGCAGUGGAAGUUUGUGAAUAUCAAACAGAUGUACACUAGUGUAUCUUUGUGCUUUGUUACAUGGAGAGUGGUUACUGACAUUUGUAAACAUGCAGUCAGCUGCAAUUUGCUUUGAAGAAUAUCGGCUUCUGGAAGGGUUCAAGACGCUGGUAGAUAAUAGUUUGGAAGUACUUGUUAACCUCAAGUCUUGUUUCACAAUAUAGGGGAAACAAAUAUGGGUAGUUUUAUAGUAGUACACUGACCAUGUGCUUUUGUGGAUUUUGCUUGUGGUUUGCUUGUCUGUGUAUAUAGUGCAGUGCACUCCAGUGUGAUGAGAUAUCAUUUGAUGUAGGAAAAAACUUGGCGUAUUUGGAGAUGCAUUCUGUAGGAUCAUUGUGAUGCUAUACUUAACAAGAAAUAAAUGCCUUGCCAUCUGUGAAGCA